GACAGAGCUCUGCCCAUUGUGCUGAACCCGUCAGCGCUUUAUAACCUGUCACAACAAAAACAACUGCACUGAAUGCAUCUCGAGGCCGUCGUGGGAUCAUCGGUGCUUAGGUUAAAUUGAGGAGUCAUGAAGGAUCCAAGUCGUAGUAACACAAACCCAAACAUGAUAAAUGAAGAUUUAAUUAUAAAUGGGUACAAUCAUGAAGAUGACAAUCCCUUCUCUGAAUACAUGUGGAUGGAAAAUGAAGAGGAAUUUAACAGACAGUUUGAAGAAGAACUGUGGGAAGAAGAGUUUAUUGAACGCUGUUUUCAAGAGAUGCUAGAUGAGGAGGAAGAGGAGUGGUUUAUUCCAGCACGGGAUCUACCACAAACAAUGAGUCAAAUUCAAGACCAGUUGAAUGAUCUUGUAAUUGGUGAUAGUUCUUCAGUGGAUGAUCUUGUGGUCAAGAGUAAUCUGAACCCAAAUGCGAAAGAAUUUGUUCCUGGUGUGAAGUAUUAAGUAUAUAAAUAAUCUGGGUCCUGUCUUGGUGGAUGUAGCACAAUUUCCACACUGUGAAGCCAGUAUUAGAAGAUAAUUGUAAAAGCUCUCUCUUCUUGUCACUGUGUUACACUUAUGCAUUGCCAAAGUUUUGUUAGUCUUGCAUGCUUAAAGUGCUGAGACUGUUAUUAAGUAAAAGACUUUUAAACCUAUUUUAAACACUAUACAGCUUAGCCCUGCAUUGAUUUUGUUGAAACUCUGAAAGUGUGAAGCACCAAUCAAAUUAUAUUUGCAGCCAAAUGAUCCUGUCCUUUACCUUCCUUUGCUUUUAAUAGUUGUAUGUCUUUAAUGUGACAUUUCUUUUCCAUUUGCAUCUGUUUAAAUGCCUUAAAAUUUCACACAAGGAUACUACAUCAUUAUCCAACUACUCAUCAUUUUUUGUUAAAAAAAAUGUAAAUGUUCUCUGAUUUAAUUUACCUAAAUGAUGCCUUCUCAAUAUAUACAAAUAUUGGGAUCAUUCAGGCUUUUUUUUGGCUAACAGGGAAUAAUUUGUUGUAAUAAAGAUGCUUAAGAUGGAUUAAUCACCUAGAAUUCACUUUUCUCAAUUUAUCUGCACAAUGCAGAGUUUAUCUCUGGUUUUAUGUACUUCAGUACAUAGUCAUAUCUAUGUAAAUGUUAAAAUAUGACAUAGAUAAUUUUCACCAAAUACCUUUAGUAUUAAUAAUUUGAGUGGUGCUUUACUUUGCAAUGUUUCAUUUACCACUACAUAAUGGUCUGCAGCACAACUUGAGUCCCCAUUUUAAUAGAUUUUUGCUUCUUAAACUUCAUAUGUAGGUAGAUUAAGCUGCCAUGUGUGUUCAAUGUGAAUAGCAUUUAAGUUGGAAAUAUUGUAAAAAAAAAUAUAUAUAUAUUUUUUCAAAAAUAUUUAAAAAAAAAAAUAAAUACUAGUAGAAAA
Molecule: messenger RNA, 1432 nt
Organism: Bombina bombina (fire-bellied toad)
Lineage: Eukaryota; Metazoa; Chordata; Amphibia; Anura; Bombinatoridae
Gene: PAIP2
Product: poly(A) binding protein interacting protein 2
Exons: 4
Coding region: 127-498 (123 amino acids)
Biological process (GO): negative regulation of translational initiation
Cellular component (GO): cytoplasm
Molecular function (GO): mRNA regulatory element binding translation repressor activity
Source: RefSeq, a predicted model, not a curated record